Botrytis cinerea B05.10 is the source of this 3322-nucleotide messenger RNA. RefSeq lists its product as hypothetical. The coding region runs from base 536 to 2968 and encodes 810 amino acids. NCBI's taxonomy places the organism in Eukaryota, Fungi, Ascomycota, Leotiomycetes, Helotiales, Sclerotiniaceae. The transcript is spliced from 2 exons. The record is from RefSeq and is a predicted model, not a curated record.
GUAGGGUCCCCCGGUACUCAAGAGCGAUAACGUAGAAUUGUGGAAUUUUAAUGCAUCCGCGGUAAUCGUAAGCUUUAUCAGUUUGGGAAGCAGAGCAGAGUCAUCAUACAGCAAGCAUAUAGAGGAUCUUGCUUUUCUUUCCUCUCUUCCAUUUCUGCACAUGUAUUGAUCCUCGCAGUCAUAUUGAACCGCUACAUUGCAUUCUCAUUACUUGAUGUAUUGAAUGAAAAAUAGUCCAGGUUCCUCUUUCGUUCACGUCAAUCCCCAUCGAAUAUCAGAUCAUUGUCACAUCUUUUCAUUCGUCGUACAAGUCCUGCAUACGAUACGACACAACAUCUCAUCGGCAGAGACAAAGGACUAGGGAACUACCACUUGUCACCCCGCCCCGUCACAACAUCAUCCCUCCACAUCCACAUUAUUACAACAUAUAAACCCUCUCUCCCACCCUGAAUCACUCAAAAAUUACGUUGAAAUGUUCUUAUAACCAAACGAAAGGGAGCAAAAUCAAAAGGCUCCAUCUACACAUCCAUCUAUCAUGCCCAUGUUUCAAGAUGACCUCGGUGACGGCCGAGAGAUAUUGCCCGUUCAAAAACCCAAAUUGACGCCUGUUUCAAUGACACCACCAGAAAGAAGAACGAUCGUGAGGAAAGAUAGUGAAGAAAGCAUUCGGACGGAAUUAUGUGAAGGCCCUGUGCCAGAUACCCCCGAGGGAUCAAAAAGCACACCGGCUUUGGGUUUGGAUACAAGCUUUAAUCAUUCAUACAGCGGAACAUCGGAGAGAGAGGAUCUUAUUGAAAGGUUGAAAAGGGGCGAAAAUUCGAGUUGGUUCCCGAAUUUAAAUUUGGAAUCCCUCCUUCAUGGCCAAAGCCCAGAAACUCCCAUUCGAAAGACCUCGAAUCAUUCGAAUUCAUCUUCCCUGUUGCCAUCUCCCGAUAUAUCUAAUACUAUCAGACCCUCGUCGGUUGACAAACCUAGCUUACAAGCUGGUCUAGAGAUUGAACGGCCAAGGUCCGCAUUACACAGUGGAAAUUUUACUGAAGGUCCGCAGCGAACUAUAUCUGGUAGUCCUGGGCAGGAUAUGAAGAGAUUUGGCACAGUAAAUUUACCAUGGCUAGCUACAUCUCCACCGCGAAAUUUUACUCCCUUUCAACUCGAUCCUCGGUUUCCAUCAGUAGAUAGAGUCGAAGCAGAGUUAAGAACAAGAACUCGUGCACCAUCGUUAUCCUCUUCAUACUCUUCUAGCUUUGUAUUGAAAGCACCAACAAGCCCUCUAGUACAAUCAGAAAGUAACGACGAUUUAGAUUAUACGUCAAAUUUAAAUCCAAUAGACAUUUCUCCCGGGACACCUACAACUAACUCAAGACGUCAUACUUUACAGGCUUCACAUUCAAUAUAUUCAAAUAAUUCUAUACCGGGAUCCACUGCUUUUAACAAACCUUUACCGAGUCUUAGGAGAGACAAUACAUAUCCUUACCAAGCUCAUCAACCUCGGAGAUCUCUCGCCUCCAAUACAAUGCCACACUCGGCAUCUUCUCCGCAAACACCCACCUUCCUGCGGUCAAGGAGACCUUCAUUUUCUGAUUUAUCACCUCUGCAUGCUUCGAUGGUGGGAUCCUACGAAGAGAGUAUCCUUCGGGGUCGAAUGUCUACUACCCCCUCUAAACCACUCGAUUUCGUUGCUCAAAUAGGGGUACUGGGGUUCGGAAAGUGCAAAUCGAGUCUCAAAUGUCCACCUCAUGUGACCUUGUCAUUUCCGGCAGUAUUCUAUGCCUAUGAAUCCACAAGUCAUGGUCGGAGAGGGAAAUCAGAUGAUGGGCCUAGUCCAUAUGUUGGCUGUAUUGAUUUAGAGAAUGGAUUGCCAAGCCCUGAGAAGGCAAAAGACAAUCAAAAGAGGAGGAGACAUGCUACGCUUGACCGAAUACAUAUGGAUGAUCUCGACACCAACCCAUCAAGCUCAGGACAAGUCUCAGAACAAGAAAUUCGUAGAGCAGGAAAGCAAAAACGUCGAUCCACUUCUCCACGAGCACCCCCAGGUGGUAGCUAUCGCAUCCCCGAAAAAGGGCAAUUGCAAAUCAUCAUUAAAAACCCUAACAAAACAGCUGUCAAAUUAUUCCUCGUCCCAUAUGACCUCACUGGAAUGGAACCCGGUACCAAAACAUUCAUCCGUCAGCGUAGCUACUCUGCUGGACCUAUUCUUGACUCGGCCCUCUCAUCUUCACCUCAUCGAUCUGCACCCAUUAUUGAUCCACUCGCCGAAAGACCUACCCUCCGCUAUCUCGUUCAUAUCCAUAUUUGCUCACCAGCUCGAGGUCGCUACUAUCUUUACAAAAGCAUACGAGUCGUCUUUGCCAAUCGUGUUCCAGAUGGUAAAGAAAAGCUUCAUAACGAAAUCACUUUUCCAGAACCGAGAUUCACUACUUAUAAAGCAAUUCGCGAUUCGAGUCUCGGGGGUGCAGGUGCGGCAUUGGCGGCGGAAAAAGCAUUUCGGAGGAGAAGUUCUGGAUUUCCUCUGAGUGGAAAUAAGAAUUUUGAUUUUGGAGGUGAUGACGGUGCAUCAAGUAGGGGAGUGGUGAAUCCUAUUCCUUUUCAAUUUUCUGCGAAGAGGGGUAUGAUGGGUGGAGAUAAUGGUAUUGGACCAUUGGAUUUAGGGGCAAGGGAAUCAUUGAAUUUGGAACAUAACGUGAGACCGGGUACGGCGUUUGGAGAGGUGGAAAUGGGUAGUAUGGGGACUGGGAUAGGGACGGGAUUAUAUGAGAAGUUGAAAAAAGGCGAUUUGGGGUAUGGUAAUGAUGGGUUCUCUCCAACGAGAACUAACACUCCCGAUAGAGAGGGGAGACAAUCUCCCGCAGAAGGAUUGUUGGCAACGAGAUUGAGGGAAUUAGGUGUAGGGCUCUCGAUGGGGAUGGCUGAUGGGAAUGACAAAGAAAGAGCGGAUCUUGAAAGUGAGAAGCUAGGGGGAAAUUCAUAGAAAUUUUGAGGAUCGAGGUUUGUAAAUAUUGUAAUUACAUUACUUGGAGUAUAAAUUAGCUGGGUAAGUCUAGGGAUGGCUUUUUGGGUAUUGGGAUAUAGCAAUUUGGUAUCGCAUCGCAUCGCAUGGCAUCGCAUGGGUAUAGGAAUCGUUUGGCGCAGUGCGAGUUUCUCGCUUGGAAAUUUUGGCAUAGGACUCGGUUUUAUAGAUUGAACUGGAGCUUGCUGGAUAUACUACUGGUGCUACUUUAGAUAUAUUGGAACUUGUAGUUUGAUUCAUUAUUGGAUAGCUUAAUGCAUGUAUGCAUGUAUGUAUUUUGAAUAGUAAAUUAACGAAAAAUUGAAAAAUUGAAUA